AUGGAGUGUGCGGCGGAGGCGGAGGCGGAGGGAGCGCGGCCGGGGACCGGGGACGGAGCCCGGGAGCUGGGCGGGAGCCGGAGCCCCGGGGCCGGCGAUGGGGCGGAGCGGGGCGCCGCGGCGGCGAGCGCGGAGGAUGCGGCGGAGAUAAAGGUGGACCUGGCUGCGGUGAAGCAGGAGGCGGUGGACUGGUCGGACGCGGACGGUGGCGCCGCGGGCUGCGGCUGGGUCAAGCAGGAGGCGGCGGGCGGGCCCGAGGUGAAGCCCGAGGAAGCGGGCGUGCGGGUGAAGCAGGAGGCCGUGGAGGAGCCGGCAGUGAAGGAGGAGAAGGUGAAGGACGAGGACGAGGAGGACGUAAAGCGGGAGUGGCCUGUUGCUCAGAGCGUGAAGGAGGAGCCGCUGGAGGAGGGACUGCCGGUCACCGCGCCGGACCGCCUCAAGAGCGAGGCGACGGCGGGCGCGCGGGUGAAGGAGGAGCCGCAGGUGAAUCCCCGAGUGGGCUGCAAGAGGAAACUGGCUAUGUCAAGGUGUGAAACUUGCGGGACAGAAGAGGCAAAGUACAGAUGUCCGCGCUGCAUGAGAUAUUCCUGCAGUUUGCCCUGUGUAAAGAAACACAAAACCGAACUGACCUGUAACGGAGUCCGAGAUAAAACCGCUUAUAUCUCACUGCAGCGGUUUACGGAGAUGAAUCUCCUAAGUGACUAUCGAUUUUUAGAAGACGUGGCAAGAACUGCAGACCAGGUUUCAAGAGAUACUUUCUUGAAAAGACCAAAGCGCAAAAAAUAUCUGUUCUUUAUGAAAAAUCGUGCCCGAAAGCAAGGUAUUUUCUUGAAGCUUCUACCCAAUGGAUUCAGCAAGAGGAAAGAGAACUCAACGGUUUUUGAUCAUAGGAAGCAGCAGUUCUGUUGGCACGUAAAGCUCCAGUUCCCUCAGAGUCAAGCCGAGUACACAGAAAAAAGAAUACCAGAUGACAAAACUAUUAAUGAAAUUCUAAAACCUUAUAUCGAUCCUGAAAAGUCUGAUCCUGUGAUUCGUCAAAGAUUGAAAGCCUACGUACACUCACAGACCGGGGUCCAAAUUUUAAUGAGGGUUGAAAAUAUGCAGCAAAAUUUGGUAAGGUAUUAUGAACUGGAUCCUAACAAAAGUCUUUUAGACAAUUUGAGGAACAAAGUGAUCAUUGAAUAUCCAACUUUGCACGUGGUAUUGAAAGGAUCUAGUAAUGACAUGCAACUUCUUCACCAAGUGAAAAGCGAAUCUACCCAGAAGCUUGGCGAUGGAAAUUGAGCACCUGUGGAAGAAGUUCCCAGAUGGUUGAGAAGGUGGUGUGUGGAUGGACAGUUGGGUGACUGGGUACUCUCAGAGGAUGGUUGGAAUGUGUUGUUUGUCUAAAAGGAAAUUAAACAAUAUAACUGUC
Molecule: messenger RNA, 1414 nt
Organism: Phodopus roborovskii (desert hamster)
Lineage: Eukaryota; Metazoa; Chordata; Mammalia; Rodentia; Cricetidae
Gene: Znhit6
Product: zinc finger HIT-type containing 6
Exons: 10
Coding region: 1-1284 (427 amino acids)
Biological process (GO): maturation of LSU-rRNA from tricistronic rRNA transcript (SSU-rRNA, 5.8S rRNA, LSU-rRNA); snoRNA localization; box C/D snoRNP assembly
Cellular component (GO): nucleus; pre-snoRNP complex
Source: RefSeq, a predicted model, not a curated record